CUAUAAGCCAUCAACACAGGUGAGAACCAUCUUCCCCUUGGUAAAAACAGGUGAGUAUUUGCUCGAGAAUCUCGCUGGCGAUCGCCGAUUGAAGCUCAAAAUAAAGGUGCGAUUCGUUUUUCCUUUCUCUCCUUGUUUAACUGCUUUUGAAAUAUUUCCCUUUUCGGUUUCUUUUUCGUUUGAUUAAUGUGCGGACAUUUACUUAAUAGUUUUUGCCCUGUUGAUUUUAACAAGUUCGUCCGGGAUUUUUAAUUUCAGUUGCUUUUCAGUAGUUUGGUUUUUAUGGAUUCUAGGUUUUUAAUCUUUACUCAAUUUUAAAACUUGUCCCUAUGCAGAAAACCCUCGGUAUAUCUUACUGAGCUGUUGUUUCCUCCUUUAUUAGAUGUUGUUUACUUUUUCUGGGAAUAGCUCUUGGUGUUGUUGUGAAGUACUGAGUAGGUGCAUAUUUUUUUUCUUUAGUUUCUAUUGAAAUUAUUUUCUUUUGGGUUCCUCUGUAAUUAUCCCUAUGAAGUUUGACCUAAGCUGGAUUCAAAGUUAGGAGCUUCAGCCAGGGCAUUGGUUUGAAUGAUUUUGUUGGUAUAAGACAUGAAUGUAGACUGUUGCUUAGUUGAUCAACUUAAAGUGUUGCUUCUAUUUUGAGCUUGGGAUUUGCAGAAAAUAAGUAUGUAAUAAUAAAGAUUUCAGAUUUAUGCUCUGUGCACAAUUUUUAUUGUGUCUGAGUAAUGGAUGGACAAAGAUAAAUCAAAUACUAAUCAUCCCGACCAUAACAAUCCUACGGCGCUGCGUCAAUAGCGGUCACAUCUUUGUUUGCUGCAUGAACUUAAAGGAGCCUUUUUCACUAUUGAGUGCAAUGAAGAUCUUUUGAAACUAGCUAUUCACUGAUUUUUCUCAAGUUACAUUUUAAUAAUCAUUCUGUUUACUUUGAAUCAUUCAAAUUUAGCUAGAUGUUUUUUUUAAGAUUUGAUCACCCAAAUUUAUCUUGAAUCUGUAUGACGAAAGUUAAUAAUGAUAUUGUACUUGUACAAGUGUCUUCACGCUGGUUUAUAAAUUAAAUCAUCAUGGCCGGAGAGACCUUUUCAAAAUUGACUACAUAAUCAAUUAAUCGUAAACUAGAAAAUUUGAAGUUUUGACAAUACACGACAAGAGCACAACUUUUUUUGCUCUGGACACUGGAAGUAUUUUACACUAUGGUAAUAUGGUAUAGGUAUAACGUACAUGGUUGAAGUUUGAGAUGUUAUACUUUCAGUGUCUUUUCUUUGCACACAAUAACAUUACAAAAUAAGGCAGCCCAAUGCAAGUUGAGUAUCGAAACUCAUAAUAACUGUUUGGUUUACAGCAAUCCCGUCUCAUCAAUUUUGACAAUAUUUUUAUAUGUAAAGUGAAGAAAAGGAGAAAUAUGGUCAUAUGCUUCAUCCUUCCUAUAUACCGUUUUUAAUCAUGUCUAUUUGUGCUGUUAUAUGGUUAAAUUACUCACGAAUCUGAAAAUCAAGUUCUGCUCUUUGCCCAUUCCUUUUCUCAAAAUUUUUGUGAUCUUUUACAAUUGGAUGCAGAUGAAGCUAGCAUUAGUAGUGGUGGCAGUGUUGGUAACCCUUUGCAGUUUUAAAGGUGCUUUUGGUAUUAGAUUUGUUAUAGAUAGAGAGGAGUGCUUCUCUCACAAGGUUGAGUAUGGACACACCGUGCAUUUCUCAUUUGUGGUGAUUAAAUCCGAGGGGUCAUGGCAUUAUAGUGAAGAUGGUGUUGAUCUUGUGGUGAAGGGACCAAAUGGCGAGCAGGUCCAUGAUGUUCGUGACCAAUCGAGUCACAAGCACGAGUUUGUGUCUUAUCAUCAAGGAGUUUAUCGGUUUUGUUUCACAAACAAGUCCCCAUAUCACGAGACUAUAGACUUUGACGUUCAUGCAGGCCACUUCUUGUACCAUGAUGAGCAUGCCAAAGAUGAGCAUUUCAAGCCUCUUUUUGAGCAUAUUGGCAAGUUGGAGGAAGCUUUAUACAAUAUUCAAUUCGAGCAGCAUUGGCUGGAGGCCCAAACUGAUCGUCAGGCAAUAGUGAAUGAGAAAAUGAGCAGAGGGGCAUUUCACAAGGCGCUGUUCGAAUGUCUUGCUCUACUUGCGGUGAGCGGUUUUCAAGUCUUCAUUUUGCGGCGUUUGUUUGAGAAGAAACUUGGGGCGUCCAGAGUUUAAUGUUGAAAAUCAGUUGUAAUUUUAGCAGUUGAACAGUUUUUGUGGCUUGCGGGUAACUGAAAAUGUAGACAUUUGUCACAUAAAAUUAAGUAGGAAGUACAUCCAAUGCUCAUAAUUAUGGAACACCCUCUUUUUGUUUGUUAUACUGCCUCUUUUAAUUCAUCUUUUUGUCUCUCCCUGCCUGCGGAUUUUACAUUGGCUUUUGAAAGAAAUUAAUUUACAUUA
Molecule: messenger RNA, 2402 nt
Organism: Striga asiatica
Lineage: Eukaryota; Viridiplantae; Streptophyta; Magnoliopsida; Lamiales; Orobanchaceae
Source: the annotation of a GenBank genome assembly